AUGAAUGACGCGGUGAGCCGAAUUUAUGCCAGUGGCGGUGAUCAUAAGUCACAGUUGGAACAACUUGCUGAGCUCUUGAAGACGGUGUACAACGGAGAUGCUCCCCAAUCAACAGAUGUGACAGUUCUGACAAAUUUGGUUGAAGCUGUUGUUAAUAAAGAAACCGGGAGUUUGGUGGUUUCACGACAAUUUCUUGGACUUAUUGAUCAAGCUUUGGAAGAGCGUCCUCCAACUUCGCAGAAGUUAAUUGAAAUUGUGAAUUCGGUCUUGAAUGUUACUCAAAGUCGAGCCAUCUCAUAUGAAGAUCAGGUAACAAGUUUGCGACUGAAGUUGUCCCACGCGCUCGAAACAGAACGCCGUUGGUGUGAAGCCGCUUCGGCUUUGCUCGCCAUCAAUUUGGAAAGUAGCCAGCGCUCUCACUCGAGUUCUUUUAAAAUGGAAAUGUAUUUGCGAAUGGGACAAUUGUAUUUGGAAGGGGAUGCAACUGAUGAUGCUGAAUCAUCGGCAACCAGAGCUAGUCUUCUUCAGGCCGAGGCGAAGGAUGAAGAGCUGAACAUUGAACAUAAGGCUUUAAUGGCUCGGGUUUUGGACAGACGACGUAGAUUUAUUGAAGCAGCUCAAAGAUAUUACGAGCUUUCCCAAUGUGCUGUUGUACCGUCAUCGGACCAACUUCAUGCUAUAUCUGCCGCAAUGACUUGUACAAUUCUUGCAGCUCCUGGUACGCAGCGUACUCGUCUUUUGGCCAAAUUGAGAAAAGAGGAGAGGGCCAAAGCAAUUCCCAGCUACACACUGCUUGAAAAGCUAUUCCUAGAGCGACUUAUCAAAGUGGAUGAGUUACUUGAUUUCGAGAAAGAUUUGAAAACUUGGCAACGAAACUUCGAUAAUGGUCAGUCAAUCAUUCGGGGAGUUAUGGUUGAACACAAUAUGACAGCCGUCGGUCAAGUUUAUUCAAAUAUAGAUCUGACCACACUUGCCGCUCUUCUGGGAGUGAACGAACAAGAGGCUGAAAGGGUGGCAGCGCAAAUGAUAUCUUCUGAUCGUCUCAAGGGGAAUAUUGAUCAAAUUGGUCGUUAUUUACAUUUUGCUGAAAAAACUGCAAUUGAAAUGUGGGAUGACCAGAUUGAGCUCUUCUGUCGUCAGGUGGAGCGUGCAGCUGAGAUGAUAAUCGCUCGACAUCCAGAGCUAGACAUC
Mesorhabditis belari is the source of this 1191-nucleotide messenger RNA. NCBI's taxonomy places the organism in Eukaryota, Metazoa, Nematoda, Chromadorea, Rhabditida, Rhabditidae. The record is from the annotation of a GenBank genome assembly.